AUGGAGGAGCAAGGAAGAAAAGGGAAGCGGGUGUUGUUUUUUCCAUUGCCAUUGCAAGGACACAUAACACCUAUGCUUCAACUAGCAAACAUCCUUCACUUAAAUGGCUUUUCUAUAACUAUAAUUCUCGCGGACAACUUCAACACCACUUUCAAUAAUAUUCGUGCAAACUAUCCUCAUUUCACCUUUCACACUAUUUCUGAUGGUUUAUCUGAAGAUGAUAAGGCAAAAACAGAUAUUGAUGCCUUAUUUCUGCUUUCUUUGUUCAACGAAAAGUGUGCUCCACACUUCACAGAGGCUUUGAGACAGUUAAUGUUGGAAGAUCCAAAUAUUGUUUGCUUAAUAUCAGAUAGUAUCUUGCAUUUCACCAAUUCCGUUGUGGACAGCUUUAAGCUUCCUAGGCUUGUUUUAAGGACCGGAGGAGUUUGUUCAUUAUUGGUUUUUGCAGCCUUACCACUUCUGCAAAACAAAGCUUAUUUUCCUCUUCAAGGUAUUGAAUCUCAACUAGAAGAAGCAGUUGAGGAACUUCCACCUCUCAGAAUUAAAGACCUUCCUUUAUUCAAGACAUAUAACGUGGAUGCACUUUAUCAAGUUAUUCAAGAAAUGAUACGAGAAACUAAAGCUUCAUCAGGCCUCAUUCUCAAUUCAUUUGAACAACUUGAGCAAUUCUCCAUGUCUAAACUCUGCGAUGAUUUUCCUAUCCCAAUUUCCCCAAUAGGCCCCUUUCACUCUCAUUUUCCAGCUUCUUCCAGCAGCUUGAUGUCACAAGACCAAACUUCAAUCUCUUGGCUAGACACUAAACCACCUAAAUCUGUAAUUUACGUCAGCUUUGGAAGCCUUGCAGCAAUAGAAAUUAAUGAAUUUCUUGAGAUUGCUUGGGGCUUGGCAAACAGUAAUCACCCUUUCUUGUGGGUGGUUAGGCCCGGGUUGAUUCGUGGCUCAGAAUGGAUCGAAUUGUUACCUAGUGAGUUCUUGGAGACAGUGGAUGGAAGAGGACACAUUGUCAAAUGGGCUCCUCAGCAACAAGUGUUGGCACAUCCUGCUGCUGGGGCAUUUUGGACGCACAACGGGUGGAAUUCAACAUUGGAGAGUAUAUGUGAAGGAGUACCUAUGAUUUGUAUGCCAUGUUUCGGUGAUCAAAUGGUGAACGCAAGGUACGUUAGCCAUGUUUGGAAAGUAGGAGUGCAAUUAGAGAAUGGCAUGAAGAGGACGAGCAUUGAGAAUGCAAUUAGAACGCUGAUGGAGGAGGAAGAAGGGAAACAAAUUAAAGAAAGAAUGUUAGAGCUGAAGGAGAAGGCAAAUUCAUGUUUAAAGCCAGGAGGCUCUUCUUAUGAGUCUCUGAGGAGCCUUACGAGUUACAUCUCAUCAUUUUGAUCAUGUUUAUCUUCAGUUCAUGGACACUCAUUUCAUCUUUAUUUUGUGUGGAUCUACAAUUAAUUUGACAAUAAAAAUUUA
Solanum verrucosum is the source of this 1455-nucleotide messenger RNA. RefSeq names its product UDP-glycosyltransferase 76B1-like. The transcript has 2 exons. Lineage: Eukaryota; Viridiplantae; Streptophyta; Magnoliopsida; Solanales; Solanaceae. Bases 1 to 1374 code for a protein of 457 amino acids. The record is from RefSeq and is a predicted model, not a curated record. Gene Ontology annotation, molecular function: UDP-glycosyltransferase activity.